GACAAAAAUGGCGAGACCCUUGCUCUGGCUGGCGCUCUUGUGCGCCUCCCUGACAUUCACCGCUUGCGCCGGCAUCCGCCUCGAGCUCGUCCACGUCGACGCCAGGGAGAACCGCACCGUGGCGGAGCGCGUGCGCCGCGCCACCGAGCGCACCCACCGCCGGCUGGCGUCCAUGGGCGAGGUGACCGCGCCCGUCCGCUGGGUGGAGACGCAGUACAUCGCCGAGUAUCUCAUCGGCGACCCGCCGCAGCGGGCCGAGGCCAUCAUCGACACAGGCAGCAACCUCAUCUGGACGCAGUGCGCCGCCUGCCGCCCCGCCGGCGGCUGCUUCAGCCAGAACCUCUCCUUCUACGACCCGUCCCGGUCGCGCACCGUCCAGCCCGUGGCGUGCAACGGCACCGCGUGCGCCCUCGGCUCCGAGACCCAGUGCACGCGCGACAGGUCGGCGUGCGCCGUCCUCACCGCCUACGGCGCCGGCGCCAUCGCCGGGGUCCUCAGCACCGAGGUCUUCACGUUCGGGUCGCAGAACGCGAGCCUCGCGUUCGGGUGCGUCAUCGCGUCGAGGCUCACACCGGGCUCCCUCGACGGCGCGUCCGGCAUCAUCGGGCUCGGCCGCGGCGCGCUCUCGCUGGUCUCCCAGCUCGGCGACACCAAGUUCUCCUACUGCCUCACGCCCUACUUCAGCGACGCCGUCAACACGAGCCGCCUGUUCGUCGGCGCGUCCGCCGGCCUCGGCGGCAACACACCGGUGACGUCCGUGCCGUUCGUCAAGAACCCGAGCGAUGACCUGUUCGGCACGUUCUACUUCCUGCCCCUGGCCGGGAUCACGGUCGGGAAAGCCAAGCUCGACGUCCCCGCCGCGGCGUUCGACCUCCGGCAGGUCGCGCCGGGGAAGUGGGCGGGCACGCUCAUCGACUCCGGCUCCCCGUUCACGAGCCUCGUCGACGUGGCGUACCAGGCGCUGAGGGCGGAGCUGGCGCGGCAGCUCGGCACCAGCCUCGUGCCGCCGCCGGCAAGAGGGUUGGACCUGUGCGUGGCGGGGGGGGACGCCGGCAAGCUGGUGCCGCCGCUGGUGCUCCACUUUGGAAGCGGCGGCGGCGCCGCUUCGGACGUGGUGGUGCCGCCGGAGAACUACUGGGCGCCCGUGGACGACACCACGGCGUGCAUGGUGGUGUUCAGCUCGGCGAGGCCGAACGCGACGCUGCCGGUCAACGAGACGACCAUCAUCGGCAACUACAUGCAGCAGAACAUGCACCUGCUCUACGACCUCGGCAAUGGCGUCCUCUCCUUCCAGCCGGCGGACUGCAGCGCCAUGUGAUGACGUGCAUGUCGCGCCGUCGUACGUCCAGCUGUACACCUGUCGUCUGCCUGUCUGUGUGCACACCAUAUGGAGGCAUUCUGUGGCGCUUGAUAUAUAUGCUACCUAAUUUGUAUUUGUCAAUUCGUUGUAUACGAAUUCAACAAAGAAAUAUGUUUUUUCCUGCAAAAAUAAAUAAA
Molecule: messenger RNA, 1497 nt
Organism: Panicum hallii
Lineage: Eukaryota; Viridiplantae; Streptophyta; Magnoliopsida; Poales; Poaceae
Product: aspartic proteinase nepenthesin-1-like
Exons: 1
Coding region: 8-1318 (436 amino acids)
Biological process (GO): proteolysis
Cellular component (GO): extracellular region
Molecular function (GO): aspartic-type endopeptidase activity
Source: RefSeq, a predicted model, not a curated record